Trichoderma asperellum CBS 433.97 is the source of this 741-nucleotide messenger RNA. The record is from RefSeq and is a predicted model, not a curated record. Lineage: Eukaryota; Fungi; Ascomycota; Sordariomycetes; Hypocreales; Hypocreaceae.
UACCGGGGUAAGCUCUCUCUGAAUCUCUCGAGACGGACUCGACUACGGCUUUGUGCUCGUACAACUACUGCUAUUACGGUAUGUGUCAGCCAAAACAGAGCACCGGUCUGGGGUAAGAGCUUGUAUAUCUCUUUCAUCUGCGUAUUUAAAAGAUAAAGACAUCCCAAUAGCGUCCAUGGUCCUUUUUUCUUCAUUCAUUUUCUCUCUUACCUGUCUACUAUCCAUUACCUUGGCUAAAACCCAACUUGAUAUUUCACUGUCGACUUCCCAUUCCCGCUAUUGCCAACGCCAGCAUGUGCCACUACACAAUUGGCGAAGCAAUCUACGAAGAUUGUGUGCCUAACCCGUCGCACGUGGUGAGGUGUGUCAUCUUCAAGAGAUGCCCCCUUCAUGAGGAUUCGAAUGAUGUCUGCUCGCAUCCGGCCGUCAAAAAGCCUGAAGGCGUUCUCGAAAAGCACAUGAAAGACGGGAAAUGUCCUAUCUGCCCGAAGUUUAGUAUCGUCAUUCGCGGGAGAUGCGUUGUAGUUCCAGAUUCGCCGAAGAGCGAGGACUCUUUCUCGCCUGAGAAAAUUUGUCUUUGAAGGGGAGGGCCGAGAAAGACGUUCUACUGGAGGUCCUUGAAAAUGAGAGAUUUAGAUACUACUCUAUUGGGGGCUUGAGGUGGGCAUUGGGCAUUGGGCAUUGGGCAAUGAACAAUGGAACUGCAUCUUCUCUACAUUGCCGACAUAGUACAAACAUAUA